AUGAAGGUGUCUGUUUUGUGCUGCUGUGUUUUGCUUCUUGCCUCCCUUCACUCAUGCCAAUCCUACAAUCCGUUUGCCCAGUUUGGUGUCUACUGCAAUCGGGAAGCUUAUGGAAAACAGGUCACCAAGAAAGGCUGUGAUUCGAAGUACACCCAAGUAAAGGCCUGCCUUGGUACAUGCGCGUCAUACGCAAUUCCGCUGUCCCACCCGCCUUAUUUCAAACGAAAGUGUGAAUGUUGCAAGCCGUCCCUCACCAGUGUGAAAAUUGUAAGCCUGGAAAACUGCGACCCAGGGGUCUCCCCCUUAGUACAAGUGGAAUCAGCAGAAAAUUGCCAGUGCCACAGCUGUUCGUAA
This is a messenger RNA of Porites lobata, 354 nucleotides long. Lineage: Eukaryota; Metazoa; Cnidaria; Anthozoa; Scleractinia; Poritidae. The record is from the annotation of a GenBank genome assembly.